AUGAUUCGUUGAGCAGCAGCUCACUCCCCCCGUCGGCUGGGUAGUACACGUCAGCAGUGAAUGAAGUUGUACCCAAGAUGUAUCAUGUCCUAUCAUCCUCUUCCUGGUGUGAGCGUGUUGACACCUGGUUGACACAUUACACCUAAUUUGGGUGGUAAAAAAAACUGGCAAAUGGCUCGGUUUUGAAGAGGAAAUACAGUCAUGCGAGAAGAAAAGCAGCCGUCAUAACACGUUUGACAUUUAGUUAAAGACACGCAUCGUUGGACAGUAAUAAUAAGAGUUUCUCCGCACGAGGAAAACUGUCGCGAGGAAGUUUACAAUGAAGGAGCUCGCGGUGAAUCCAAGCCAUUUCUGUUGAAGUCCAAAGUCUGUUUUUACUUUAAGAAAAUGAGGUUUCGGCUGCUCAAAAAGAAUCUGCUCGCGCUGCUGGGUGUUUCCUUUGUCGUUGUGACUCUGCUUAUUUCCACACGUGUGUUAUUAGUCAACGAUAAUGACACAACUGGACCUAAUAACGUCGAGCCGGGACACCAGGGAAUGCAUUCUGGUGACGCGGUAAAGUUUAACUUUGGCUCGCCUACAGAGUUGACUCAGUCCGUUUACAGUGCCAAUUACAAGCAGUGUGUUCACAACGCGGAUACGUUUCCAGGGGAGCCUCUGCUGGUGCUGGUAGUUCAGGUCCACAACAGGCCUGAAUACCUCAGACUGUUCAUCAAGUCACUGGAGAAAGCUGCUGAGGUCCACAGCUUCCUCCUUAUUUUUAGCCAUGACUACUUUUCAGAGGAAAUAAACGCCAUUGUGCAAGGGAUAACUUUCUGCAAAGUACUGCAGAUUUAUUUCCCCUUCAGCACUCAGCUGUAUCCCAGCGAGUUUCCUGGGAAGGAUCCAAGGGACUGCCCUCGAGACAUAUCCAAGGAAAACGCUCGCAAAACAGGAUGCCUCAACGCAGAACACCCUGACUCCUAUGGACACUACAGGGAGGCCUUCAUCACUCAGACUAAACACCACUGGUGGUGGAAACUGCACUUCGUGUGGGAGCGAGUGCCGGCCCUGCAGGGCUACAGCGGCUUUGUGAUCUUCCUGGAGGAGGAUAACUACAUCCUACCUGACUUUUUCCACUACUAUAAAUCAAUGGUGGAAUUCAGGAAAAGCAGCUGCCCCGAUUGUGACAUGCUAGCCUUGGGUAACCACAAUGGUCUCACUGAUUUCAACAGACUGUCCAAUAAGGUGUUGACCGCUGGGUGGAUGUCCACUAAACACAACAUAGGCAUGGCCAUCUCCAGAGAUGUGUACUACAAACUGAUGGGCUGCCACGAGGAAUUCUGCACCUACGACGACUACAACUGGGACUGGACUCUGCAGCACCUCUCGGGAACCUGCAUAUCAAAGCCCAUCAAGGUACUGGUGGCGCAGGGCUCCAGGGUCCUCCACACAGGAGACUGUGGCCUUCACCAGAAGGAGAACUGCAGGCCAGAAUGGGCCACACAGAAGGUGGAGGAGAGCCUUAAAACGGCCAAAGAGGCUCUCUUUCCUCAAUCUCUCAUCCUUCAGGAUGCAGAGGCAGUAGAGCACAAGACACACAUGAAGAACGGAGGAUGGGGAGACGUUCGGGACCAUAUUCUAUGCAAGAACUACGCCAAACGUCUUUGAACUGUAACUUUUCUUGGGUCAAAUGUUAGUUGGUAUUCUGCAGACGUGCCAUUCAUACAUAACUUUUCAGGGUUUCGGAGGCUGCACUGGGUUGUGUUUUCACUUGGAGUGUUCUCUAUUUACAGCAAGGUCUUUCAAGGAAAUUGGACCAAAUCAAGUCCAAAAAUGCUGCAUGUACACAGCUAGCUUUAACUCUUUUUUUACUCACCAAAGCUGCACAGUUGCCAAAGAUUUUGUUGAUAUUUGUGUUGUUUUAAAUGCAAGCUGGGCUCAAUUUCAUUUCACCAGUUUUGUUUUACUCUGGGUGCCUUACAAUCCAAAACAUUAGAUUUAUUGCACAGUGCUGGGUAUAUCUAUAUCAGAACUUAUUUUCUACUGUGUUGCAUUCAUGAACCAUUUAGAAUCAUUUUACAUGUGCCUUUACGGUACAGGUUUUAAGUGCGACAAUACAAAAGGCACGUGUAAUGUACAGACUUAAUCAAAUGUGUAUGACAAUCUUACAUAUGAUGGAGAACUUGUUUACACAACAGUCUUCUUAAAGUUGAAUGAGAACAUUAUUUCAUGCACAUAAUGGUAUCUGUGUUACUGAAUGUAACCAGGGGGCUUUUUUUUGAGGAGAGGUCAGCUGAUACCACUUACUUACUCAGUCUCCCCCUCCCCACUGCAUUGACCCCUGGCUACAAAAAGAGAGCUUGAUUGAAAUUGAUUUUUUUCCUUCUUCUGUUGUGACUGUAUAUUUGCUUUCUGAUAGGUGAAAGCAACCUUUUGGAGUCUUGUUCAAGGUCUGUCUUCCUGCAAACUCGAGUCAUCUGGGAUUCAGCAUUUCUAUAUUUGCACCUUUUCAUUCAGCUGUUAGGGACAUUUAAAAACACAUUCACACUAAAGUAACCUUUAUUUACAGUAGAAAACUGAGAGAAUUAACUAAAUAUAUUGAUGCUAUUAUAGCCUUAAAGCUGACCAAAAGUGCCUUUGAUUGUUACUUUGUGCCUAAACUCGUUUUAAAAGAGAUUUUUAAUGGUGCACUGCUAACAUUGUUGUUCACAUUAUGUGCCUGUCAGUGCUAGGGACUUGUAGUUCACCUCGUAAAUAUAUAUAUUUUUGGUAUUGUCUUUCUUCAUGAGAUGUUGAGGGAAAAGUGAAUGGUAAUGUCACCAAAAUCUUCAUUGUAAAAUUAUGUUAAAUAAUUGCAUCGCUUUGCCCUUUUCCUCGCAAAAGGUGACAGUGGCUCCACUCAGAGUGGUUUCAUCUGAUAUUGGUGCAUGUCAGCGUCCCUAAUGGAGAUUCCUGGUAAAUGAAUAUGAAGUGAAUGUGAUAAUGAAAUAGAUAAAUCUUAUGUUGAAAAGCACAAUGCAUUCUUAAGGAACAUGUCAAAGAUAGCCUUAUACACAAAGAUGUACUAUGUAAAAAUGACUUGUAUGUUAGUAUGUAUGUGGUAUGUGUAAUGAUUCUUUAGUUUGUUGAGAGUGCUUUUUUGUUGUUGCUUGUUUUCUUUUCUUUCUGAUUAUCACUUGAAAUAGCUUUUUGUGGUUCACCUAAUGUUUGCCAAAUGGGGAAAAAAAUAAAAGGCAGAAUUGUCAAUGAGCUUU
Messenger RNA from Gymnodraco acuticeps, 3233 nucleotides. RefSeq names its product alpha-1,6-mannosyl-glycoprotein 2-beta-N-acetylglucosaminyltransferase. Gene Ontology annotation, molecular function: alpha-1,6-mannosylglycoprotein 2-beta-N-acetylglucosaminyltransferase activity. The transcript has 2 exons. Gene Ontology annotation, biological process: protein N-linked glycosylation; oligosaccharide biosynthetic process. NCBI's taxonomy places the organism in Eukaryota, Metazoa, Chordata, Actinopteri, Perciformes, Bathydraconidae. The record is from RefSeq and is a predicted model, not a curated record. Gene Ontology annotation, cellular component: Golgi membrane; Golgi stack. Bases 388 to 1647 code for a protein of 419 amino acids.